Messenger RNA from Aspergillus thermomutatus, 1029 nucleotides. RefSeq lists its product as uncharacterized. The transcript is spliced from 4 exons. The coding region runs from base 1 to 1029 and encodes 342 amino acids. The record is from RefSeq and is a predicted model, not a curated record. NCBI's taxonomy places the organism in Eukaryota, Fungi, Ascomycota, Eurotiomycetes, Eurotiales, Aspergillaceae.
AUGUCUACUACUACUAUCCUGGAGACCGCUGCUGCGAAUUACGAGAGCUACACCAUCAAAGAUCUCAACGGUUGCGUCGUGCUAAAGAAUGUCAUCAGCCCCGAGCGCGCCAAGUACUACUGCGACAAGCAGAUCCAGUGGCUCAAGAACUUUGACUUGGGCUUCGAUGAGAACGACGAGAGCACCUGGACGGCCGAGCAUCUGCCCAUCAGCUUCAAGGGAGGAAUGUACUAUGCCUACGCCGCCGCUCAUGAGAAGAUGGCGUGGGAGGCACGUACCGAGCCCGCCGUGAUUGAGAUCUUUGAGAAGCUCUGGGAAACCAAUGAGCUACUCUGCUCCUUCGACGGCAUGAACAUCUCCCUACCUCGGCGCAAGGAUUUGAACUGGUCCCCCUGGCCGCACUGCGAUCAGAACCCGAACCGCAAGGGAAUGCAAGCCGUCCAAGGCCUCCUGAACUUUGCCCCCAACGGACCCAAAGACGGCGGCCUCAUGCUCAUGAAGGGCUCCGCCAAACUGUUUGAUGAGUUCUUCGCCCAGAAGCGCGAGCAGUACGACCACGAGGACGCCCCUCCCCCAGAGCUCCAGUACAUGGAUCUGUUCCUCUUCCACGAAAAGGACCUCAAGUGGUUCGAGGACCGCGGCUGUGAGAUGAUCAAGGUCAACAUGGAGCCCGGCGACUUUGUCCUCUGGGACUCGCGCACGAUGCACUAUGCCUGUCUGCCCGAGGGCAACCAGAUCCGCCACGUCCAGUACAUCUGCAUGACACCGCGCCGGUUCGCCACCCCCAAGGCGUUGGAGUUGAAGAAAUACUGCUUUGAGAAUUUCAUCGGCACAACGCACUGGCCUCACUGGUAUGUUGUCCUCGAUCUACAACAUGGACGGAAGCUGAUCAAUGAUAGUAACAUUCGUCCUGCCGCGGAGAAGCCUAUGAGGAACGGAAAGGUGUGCCCCAAGGAUCGAAGUGAGCCGUUUGAGAAGCCAGUCCUUACGGAGAGAUUGCUUCAGCUGGCGGGUGUCAAGGAUUACUAG